Messenger RNA from Andrographis paniculata, 1282 nucleotides. RefSeq lists its product as uncharacterized. The transcript has 6 exons. The record is from RefSeq and is a predicted model, not a curated record. Bases 354 to 860 code for a protein of 168 amino acids. Lineage: Eukaryota; Viridiplantae; Streptophyta; Magnoliopsida; Lamiales; Acanthaceae.
AUUGCUAUGCUGGGGACCGAAUUUCGAUUGAAGUAGGGAUUAGGCGUAGAUAUAUUUAUAUAUAUGUAUAUACUCGGCAAGUAUACUGUAUAGUAUGGUAUGCAUAGCAACCUCCCCGAUUCUGCAAACUAUAGUUGGGAAUACUGGAUGUAAUUUAUGCAUAUUGUAGAAUGGGAAAGAAGGUGUAGUGGUUACUUUUGGUAGGUGAUUUGUGGACCGGUAAAAAAAAGGGAUUUGAUUGGAAAAUUUCGAUUUUCUUAACAUUCAGCAAUAACCGGCUGGGGGAGAUCGUAUGAGCAGUUGUUUAUUCUGCUGUUUAAUCCAUUCCCUCACAGAGAAUUAGUUACUUUAAAAUGGAUGAAACUAUGAAGCAAUUCCAGGAAGAGCUUGUUGAGGUUGAAGUAGAAGCCGAAAAACUUCUACUGGCACGCCAUGAGUUGAUUGAGGUUGAUAGAGUGCGGAAUGGGAACAGGGAAGCUUUAACAGCAUUAAGAAAGAGGGCUAGAACAACAAAAACCAGUGUCCCUUCCCCUUUUGAAUCAUUAAUGAGGAACAUUGACUCAAGGCCUCUGUUGAGAGAGGUAUGCACAACCUGUGGUGAUCAUGAUUCGAGGGAGGAGGCAUUAUUGAUGUUCCCAGGAACUGAUAUGUUUGCAACUGUGCCAUUUCAUGCUGCCCAUACCAUUUUAGAGGAAGAUCAAGCGCGCCUUGAUUUUGAUUCUAAGAAACUUCAGAGCUAUGUGAAAGAAAAAUCUCUCUGGAUAUCUGAUAAAGGCAUUCUUGAUGACAAGAUCAAUCCUGGUGUACUGAGGUCUCUGGUGACGUUGACUGACAAACCAAAGGUUGAGGAGGAAGAUUGAUCCGUUGCACUUGUCAUGGGGAUCUAAAGUAUCACUGCUUUGCAGGGUUACUGUAAGCUGCACGAUGCUGACCAAACAUGUGAUGGUACAUAGAUGACAUUUGCUGAUAAAGAUAACCAACAUUAAACAGAGAUGUGGAUGAGUAUCGCUUCAAUCAAAGAAGCACAAACUUGUUGGGGUUAAUGAAGAAACUUUAGCUAGAUCUUAUCAUGAGAAAGAUCCAUGAUUGUGGCGAGAAGCCUAUAGCACUGAAUCAAAGACUGUCUAUGCUUGCCUGUGGUAUUGCCUUCUUUUGUUGUGACCUUGAUAUGUCUAGAAAUGAUGCACUUAUAACAUCUUAAAAUUCUCUUAUCUUUCAUGGAUGUUUCUUGUAGCUUACCAAAAACUAUCAAAUGCAGUUUUUUAUCCUCAAUGCUUUAGGA